AUGGAAGACUUUUACGCCGCGCGCGUUUGGAACGAACAAAAGCGUUUUGGAGUGGCGAACGUGCGGCAAAACUUUCCCCUAAGUGAUGUGAAGAUGUUCUCGCAGAGACGAACAACGACGAGCCCAAAAGGCUUUCGUCGCAACAAGCCGCCUUUCGUAAAAAAACGAUCAUCUUUUCGUCGCUCUUUUUCCUCCUCUCUGAAGAAGUCUGGAGAUGAUGGAUUUUCCCCGGGGGCGGAACCGUGGGACCCUUCAAAGAACGACGGCGAGUUAGAUCCGAUUCGGAACGAAGUUCUGUUACGAAUCGUCCAAUCCGAGAUUUCAGACGAGGAGGUGAACAAACUCGUCUGGCGGUGUUUAGGAUACGAAAUGAGGAUAGAGCUCGACCCGGAGACGUUAACCGCGACAGAAACGUGGCGAGUAUCGAAUAAAGUGUUCCCGAACUGGGCGAAACGGUUUCCAGAACCGCCGGAUGUGAUUGGGGUGACGAGGAAGUAUUACCCGGAAAUCGACCAACCGGUGAAGGAAGCGUGCGCGAGCUUGACGAGAUCGGUCUCGAGCGAAUAUAAGAACGGGUUGAAAGAACAGUUGAAACCGUUAGGGUGGAAAGGGUUUAAAAUGGAAGGGUUGACGCCGAACAUGACGAGACGAGCGCAAGCGGCGAAUUGGUUGGUGUAUUAUAGGAGCGAGUUGAGAGGGGUCCCGAUCGAGGAGUUGAAGAGGAGACGAGAACUUCGAAGACUGAAAGAGAUCGAGGAAGGCGAGGAGAAGAAACCAACCGGUGGGUCCGCGCAAUCCGUCGUUUAA
This is a messenger RNA of Bathycoccus prasinos, 807 nucleotides long. RefSeq lists its product with no specific name. The coding region runs from base 1 to 807 and encodes 268 amino acids. The record is from RefSeq and is a predicted model, not a curated record. The transcript has a single exon. NCBI's taxonomy places the organism in Eukaryota, Viridiplantae, Chlorophyta, Mamiellophyceae, Mamiellales, Bathycoccaceae.